Messenger RNA from Pangasianodon hypophthalmus (striped catfish), 1932 nucleotides. It is a transcript of the gene gstz1, whose product is annotated as glutathione S-transferase zeta 1. The coding region runs from base 18 to 641 and encodes 207 amino acids. Gene Ontology annotation, molecular function: maleylacetoacetate isomerase activity; glutathione transferase activity. Gene Ontology annotation, biological process: glutathione metabolic process; L-phenylalanine catabolic process. The record is from RefSeq and is a predicted model, not a curated record. Gene Ontology annotation, cellular component: cytoplasm; mitochondrion. The transcript is spliced from 8 exons. NCBI's taxonomy places the organism in Eukaryota, Metazoa, Chordata, Actinopteri, Siluriformes, Pangasiidae.
GAGGUCCUAGGACGCAAAUGAAUAAAGGGCUGUUUGGGUUCAUCCCAAUAGACAGCGGAUAUUUUUGGAAUCGACUUCAACUCGAUUCCAAAGGUUGGGAAUUGAUGGAGUCGAUUGCAAGAGUCGAUUCCUCUCAAAAGCCCGUGCUUCAUGGAUAUUUCAGAAGUUCUUGCUCAUGGAGAGUGCGGAUUGCUUUUGCCCUGAAGGGUAUUGAAUAUGAUCAAGUACCAGUCAACCUUGUCAAGGAUGGAGGCCAACAGCUCACAGAUCAGUAUAAAACAGUCAACCCAAUGCAGCAAGUGCCUGCUGUCACCAUUGAUGGCAUCACCUUGUCUCAGUCACUGGCUAUCAUCCAGUACAUUGACGAAACUCGGCCCGGGCCUCGUCUCCUCCCUGCUGACCCACAGCAGCGAGCUCAAGUGCGCAUGAUCUCUGAUCUCAUUGCCUCCGGGAUACAGCCUCUACAGAAAAUUGGUGCAGAAAAGGUACAGUGGGCUCAACAUUUCAUCAACAAGGGAUUUAAUGCCCUCGAGUCCAUCCUGAAGCAGACAUCUGGAACAUACUGUGUUGGGAAUGAGGGUGAUGUAAAUGUGUCUGUGUAUGGUGCCCUGCAAUCAACUGGUGCGCCCCAUCCAGGCUGAACAAGAGAGAUAAAGUCUAGAUGUGAUUCUAGAUGUCACAUUUGCAAAUGGAGUAUGUUACUGUUGUCUUUCAACAUGAAGAUGUAUCGAGUCCAAAUUAAAGCAGACCAAAAGGUUUGGUACUGUUUCUAAAAUGAACUGAUGACCUUAAAUGUCUGAUAGACAACCAAAUCUCACAGAAAUAAAUGUUUAUGCAAAAACACCUUUUGACCUGAGCAGAUCUAGAAUACUUGCCAGGAUGUACGAGUAAAGAGAAAACCAUCACAAACCAUUGUUAAGCUUCAAGAACCAGGUUACAGUGUAGUAAUUUCUACUCUUGACCUAAAGCGCACUACUGCAUCUGUGUAACAUGGUCACAUGAUGAUGUAUGGCUGCCAGUGAAGUGGCUCACUUCUUUUCUUUACUGAUGACUGUAGAUGGCAGCAGCAAGAUGAAUUCUUACAUGCUAAGAUGCAACCAAAUGCCUCAAGACUCCUUUGCUUUUGCUUCACAUUACAGCAAGUUAAUGACCCCAAACACACUGUUAACUGUAGAGAGUACAAAAGAGGAAUAUUCUUGACUGGCUCAGCCUACUUGAAUAUUAGUGAGUAUUUGUUUCAUUUAGUAAAGCCAGGGGCUAAAAAUGGCUGGUAAAACUGGUCUUGCAAAACAGUGCCAUAAUUUAGUCCUGUCUGUUGGCUGCAGACUUCAGGCACUACAUGAUUGCAAGUUUUCAAAAAAUUUUCAAAAAAUCUGACUGUUUAACUGCCAAAUUAUUUUUGGUCACUUGAGAUUAGGAGAAAAAUAAAUCCCACCAGGCCACAAAAAAGCAAGCAUUCAAACGUGAACCUUGUGGGUUAGAAACGGUCCGUUCAUUAAUAUGGGAGCGUAGCGGGUGCUUAUCCGAUGCUGCAUUAUGCAUUUACAACAUUCAUUCAUUGAUCCUUAGUAACUGUUUUAUCCUGGUAGGCAUCACCAUCACUUAAAUUACUAGUCGGUUUUAUUUUUUUGAAUCGGAACCAGUUUGUUAGAAAAUAUCGUGAACAAAAAGAUGGCAGGAUAUAAAAACUGUCCUGUGUACAACUCUACAGAUAUUAGUACAGUCAUUCUGCACCUUAACUUCAUACCCAUUUUUGUGUAAAAUUCAAAGAACCAGAGAAUGGGACAAAGUUACAACAUACAGACUGUACUGUAUAUAUGUUGCAUGAAAGCAUAAGUUAAUAAAGAUACCUGAUAUGUUACAUUGAUUAAACAGUUGCAGAAUAAAGGAGUGAAAAUGUCCAUUUCUGUAUGCUUUAAAUUGAUUUUUUGU